AUGGCCCCCGGCGCCGAGCGAGGCCGCAGGGCCGCGGGCUGGGGACUGCGCGGCGCCCUGGCGGCGGUGGCGCUGCUGUCGGCGCUCAACGCCGCGGGCACCGUGUUCGCCCUGUGCCAGUGGCGCGGGCUGAGCGCGGCGCUGCGGGCGCUGGAGGCGCAGCGAGGCCGGGAGCAGCGCGAGGCCGGCGCCCUCCGCGCCUUCCUGGCCGAGCUGAGCCGGGCCCCCCGCGGGCCCCCCGCGCCGCCGCCCCCGGACCCCGCGAUCGCAGCGCGCAACAAGCGCAGCCACGGCGGGGAGCCCGCGCCGCCGCCGCCGCCGCCGCACGUCCGCGGGGAGAGCCAGGACAUGCUGAUGAUGAUGACCUACUCCAUGGUGCCGAUCCGGGUGAUGGUGGACCUCUGCAACAGCACGAAAGGCAUCUGUCUGACAGGACCACCUGGCCCACCAGGCCCUCCAGGAGUAGAUGGGCUGCCGGGACACAAUGGAUCGGAUGGACCGCCUGGUGCUGAGGGCCCCAGAGGUGAAAAAGGAGCCAACGGGAAAAGAGGAAAAAUGGGGCUACCAGGAGCCACAGGAAAUCCAGGGGAAAAGGGAGAGAAGGGAGACCCUGGGGAGCUGGGCUCACCUGGAAAUGAGGGCCCACCAGGGCAGAAGGGCGAGAAAGGAGACAAAGGAGACGUGUCCAACGAUGUCCUGCCAGCAGGUGCCAAAGGUGACCAAGGCCCACCCGGCCCACCUGGACCUCCUGGGCCCCCAGGGCCUCCAGGGCCUCCUGGAAGGGGAAGAUCCAAAGGCCUUCGCCAGCCAAAUGUGUUCAAUGGCCAGUGUCCAGGUGAGACAUGUGCCAUACCAAAUGAUGAUACCUUGGAGGGCAAAGUCGAUGAGAAUGUCAGUGACCACCAGCCCCCGCAAGCAGAAUCUAUGAUCACGUCCAUUGGCAACCCAACCCGGGUUCUAAAAGUGAAAGAGACAUUUGGCACUUGGAUCCGAGAGUCUGCUAAUAAGAGCGAUGACCGGAUUUGGGUAACUGAACACUUUUCAGGCAUCAUGGUAAAGGAGUUCAAAGAUGAGCCGGCUCUUCUGAAUGGCAGUUACUCGCUCAUCCACCUCCCUCAUUACUUCCACGGCUGUGGGCAUGCUGUUCACAACAACUCACUCUACUACCACAAAGCGGGCUCCAACACCAUAGUGAGAUUUGAAUUUGGCAAGGAAACAUCCCAAACUCUGAAGCUUGAAAAUGCCUUGUAUUUUGAUCGAAAGUACCUUUUUGCGAAUUCCAAGACUUACUUCAACCUAGCCGUGGAUGAGAAGGGUCUCUGGAUUAUCUAUGCUUCCAGUGUGGACGGCUCAAACAUUCUUGUUGCCCAGCUGGAAGAGAAGACAUUCUCGGUGGUCCAGCACAUCAACACCACCUACCCCAAAUCCAAGGCCGGCAAUGCUUUUGUGGCCCAAGGCAUCCUCUAUGUCACUGACACCAAGGAUAUGAGGAUUACAUUCGCCUUUGAUUUGCUAGGAGGGAAACAGAUCAAUGCAAACUUCGCGCUAAGGACUUCCCAGUCUGUUCUCGCCAUGCUGUCCUACAACAUGAGGGACCAGCGUUUGUACUCUUGGGAAGAUGGCCAGUUAAUGCUCUAUCCUGUGCACUUUCUGUCGGCGACAUUACACCAGUGAUGCGCUGACCGCCCCGCCCCUCCCCUGCCCGCAGUACAUGUUACAUGUUUUCUGAGGCCCUUUCCAUCCCAACAGGAAACUCGUCUGUAAAGGGCAGCCAGGUACUUAGAACCAGA
Dipodomys spectabilis (banner-tailed kangaroo rat) is the source of this 1790-nucleotide messenger RNA. RefSeq names its product gliomedin (gene Gldn). The transcript has 10 exons. Gene Ontology annotation, biological process: signal transduction. The record is from RefSeq and is a predicted model, not a curated record. Lineage: Eukaryota; Metazoa; Chordata; Mammalia; Rodentia; Heteromyidae. The coding region runs from base 1 to 1674 and encodes 557 amino acids. Gene Ontology annotation, cellular component: cell surface.